UGGUCACACUGAUCUGUAGUUAUUCUAUCGCCAUUUUCUUUGUCGCUUUGUCGAGCCGUGUGGGGUAUUCUCUAAUUCUGUGAUCAAAAAAAGUUGUUAAUAAGCGUUGAAAAUGGAGAUGUCACUAAAUCCCGUGCGCGUUCUCAAGCAUGAGGCGCAAGAGGAGAAAGCCGAAAUGGCGCGUUUGUCAUCAUUCAUUGGGGCAAUUGCCAUCGGUGAUCUGGUGAAGAGCACACUGGGACCCAAGGGUAUGGACAAAAUCUUGGUUGCCACCGGUCGCAAUGCUGGCCAGGUGGAGGUCACCAAUGAUGGUGCAACCAUAUUGCGUGCCGUUGGUGUUGAUAAUCCAGCUGCAAAGAUUCUGGUCGAUAUGUCGCGUGUCCAAGAUGAGGAGGUUGGCGAUGGCACCACAUCCGUGACGGUCUUGGCAUCUGAAUUGUUGCGUGAAGCCGAAAAGCUGGUGGAACAAAAACUGCAUCCACAGAUCAUUGUCACCGGCUGGCGUUUGGCCACCCAAGUGGCCCUCGAUGCCCUGACACAGGCGGCUCAGGACAACUCGACGAACAGUGAGAAGUUCAAGAACGACUUGCUGAACAUUGCACGCACCACAUUGUCAUCGAAGAUUCUGCACCAGCACAAGGAUUUCUUCGCCAAUCUGGCUGUGGAUGCUGUGUUGCGUCUGAAGGGUUCCGGCGAACUCAAGUCCAUACAGAUUAUCAAAAAGUCCGGCGGCACAUUGGGUGAUUCGUUCCUCGACGAAGGCUUUCUGCUGGACAAGAAGCCAGGUGUCCAUCAGCCACAGCGCAUUGAAAAUGCAAAGAUCCUUAUUGCCAACACACCCAUGGACACGGACAAAAUCAAAGUAUUUGGCAGCCGCAUCAAGGUCGAUUCUUUGGCCAAGAUUGCCGAUCUGGAGAUGGCUGAAAAGGAAAAGAUGAAGGAGAAGGUCGACAAGAUCUUGUCGCACAAUUGCAAUGUCUUCAUCAAUCGCCAGCUUAUCUACAAUUACCCAGAGCAGUUGUUCGCCGAUGCCCAGGUGAUGUCCAUUGAGCAUGCUGAUUUCGAUGGUAUCGAACGUUUGGCCUAUUGCACUGGUGGCGAAAUUGUCUCCACUUUCGAGAAUCCCGCUCUGGUCAAGCUGGGCGAAUGCAAGCUCAUCGAACAGGUGAUGAUUGGCGAGGAUACGCUGUUGCGUUUCAGCGGUGUCAAAUUGGGCGAAGCCUGCACCAUUGUCAUUCGCGGUGCCACGCAACAGAUUCUCGAUGAAGCGGAUCGUUCGCUGCACGAUGCCCUCUGUGUGUUGGCUGCCACGGUCAAGGAGUCACGCAUCAUUUAUGGUGGCGGCUGCUCCGAGGCUCUGAUGGCCAAUGCUGUGUUCAAAAAGGCCGCCGAGACUCCUGGCAAGGAAGCCAUUGCCAUUGAGGCCUUUGCACGUGCUCUGUUGUCACUGCCUACGGCUAUUGCUGAUAAUGCUGGUUUCGAUUCGGCACAACUGGUCUCUGAACUGCGCGCUGGACAUGCUCAGGGCAAGCAUCAGUUGGGUUUCGAUAUGGAGAAGGGCAAGGUUGCCGAUGUGCGCGAACUGGGCAUCACUGAAUCGUUUGCUGUGAAGCGUCAGGUGCUCAUGUCUGCAUCGGAGGCAGCCGAAAUGAUUCUGCGUGUCGAUGAUAUUAUCAAGUGUGCGCCGCGUCGUCGUGUUCCCGAUAGGGGCUAUUGUUAAACAUCGAUUCAUCUUAAGUAUUUUUUUUGUCUAGGAUUUUUUUUAUUAAAAACCUUACACACACAACUCUCGUUUAACAUCAUCGCUAAUUUUAUGAUCUGUCUUAAACUUAUAACUACACACACACACACAUAUACACGAACAACCUCCACGCAAGAUGCACACACACACACACAGCCUAACUUGCAUUCUUCAAAAUUUGUUUGUGACCAUUUCAAAAACUAUUUUUGUUAAAAUCAAAGAAAAUCGUAAACUCAUUGUUGCGCAAGCUCAGCUUAAAAACACUAAAGAGAACAAAAAAACAA
Molecule: messenger RNA, 2025 nt
Organism: Drosophila albomicans
Lineage: Eukaryota; Metazoa; Arthropoda; Insecta; Diptera; Drosophilidae
Gene: CCT2
Product: T-complex protein 1 subunit beta
Exons: 4
Coding region: 113-1720 (535 amino acids)
Biological process (GO): protein folding
Cellular component (GO): cytosol; chaperonin-containing T-complex
Molecular function (GO): ATP binding; ATP hydrolysis activity; ATP-dependent protein folding chaperone
Source: RefSeq, a predicted model, not a curated record